This is a messenger RNA of Cataglyphis hispanica, 1643 nucleotides long. Its product is annotated as queuine tRNA-ribosyltransferase accessory subunit 2. Gene Ontology annotation, molecular function: tRNA-guanosine(34) queuine transglycosylase activity. Lineage: Eukaryota; Metazoa; Arthropoda; Insecta; Hymenoptera; Formicidae. The record is from RefSeq and is a predicted model, not a curated record. Bases 443 to 1636 code for a protein of 397 amino acids. The transcript has 6 exons.
AAAAGAGACUAUACAACAGUCACUUUUGUCCGAUUGUUUUAUUCGACUUUUAGUAUAAAUAAAUUCUUUAUUAUCAAUUUUGUUUAAAUUAUUAUCGUUCAUGAAUGAAUUAAUUUAUGUCAUAUAAAUAACUUUAAUUUGCACUGUAGAAUUUAAGAAGAAUUGUGAGGUUAUAUUAGAAACACGUGUUACCAAAAAGUUAGCUUAUACGAUACAAUCUAUCUUUUUAAAUGAUUAUAAUCAUUAUUUUGUAUUAAUUUCAUUUAAAAAUAUAUAAAGACAUAUUGUGUGUAGUGUGUUUUGUACAAAUUAAUUUGUAAACAUGCUACAGAAUCAUUAAAAAAGAUUGUUUAUUAAUUAUAUUAAGUACACAUUCCAUUAGCUUUAUUAUUAUUUAUUGAAAAAAAAUCGUGAUUAAAUAAUAAAAUAAAUUAUAAUAAAAAUGAAAUUCUUCACUGAGUCUGUAGCACGUUGUGCUGCACGAAUUGGUACUCUGAGUGGAUUUGAAAGAAUGCCUAAUGUUUCUUUCGAAACACCUCUACUUCUUAUUUAUACAAAGGGUGGCAGUGUACCACAUUUAACAAAAGAUGUCUUUAAGAUGAUAACAUUGGAGCAACAACUGCUCUCAGUCUCACUUUCCUCUACUGUAUUAAUGACAGAUGUUAUUAAAGAGUUUAAUACUUCUUUCGCUGAUUUUGUUAGUAUGAAGGAAUACAUAAAUUUUUUAUCAAUACAUGAUCCUGCAUAUACUACAAAUCCUGGCUUUCAGCAAUUAGACUCCAUUUCUGUCUGGUCCAGAACAGGAAGAAAUGUUUUUACUGCUAAUAAAUAUAUGGACCUUGUGCAAACUUAUAAACCAGAUCUCUAUGUUGCAUUAUGUGAUGGAGAUACAAAUAUUAAUAGUAGUACAAAACGAGUGUCAAAAGCAGUUCUGCGAAGCAAAACUUUAUUAGAACAAUGUUUAGAUAUACAUCUACAUUCAGAUACAUUAAAAACUAAAGGAAUAUUAGGACCAGUGGAAGGUGGUUACAAUUUACAAGCCAGGGAGGAAUCCAUAAAUUAUUUAAAAGAUAAACCUUUGACAGGAUGUGUUAUAGAUGGAUUACAUAAUAAUGGUCCAAGUGUACAGAAUAUUUCAACAGAACAAAUCAAAGAAGUAGUACAGCAUACCAUUAAUUUACUACCUACUAAUAAAAUGAGAGUAUCAAUGGGUUGUUGGAAUCCAGUUACUGUACUUGAUCUCAUUGAAUUAGGAGUGGAUGUAUUUGAUUCAUCCUAUCCUUACGUAAUUACUGAACAAUCGGAAGCUUUGACUUUCAUGUGCAAUCAUGAUAUUUGUGAUCAAUAUAAGAUGUCAAUAGUGGAAAAAAUAUAUAAAGACGACUUUUCUCCUAUUUGUAAAGAAUGUGAAUGUCUUACAUGUCAAAAUCACACACGAGCGUAUCUCCAUCAUUUGCAUCACACAAAAGAAAUGCUUGGUUUAGUACUUUUAAUGAUACAUAAUACUCAUCAUUAUCUUCAAUUCUUUAUUGCUAUUCGUGACAGUAUAAAAAAUGGAACGUUUAAUCAUCUUCAGACAAAAAUUCGUUUAAAAUAUACAUCUCCCAACUCUAAAUUUUCUCCCACCACUGUAUAAAUGCUUC